AUGUUUGUCCCUAAAGAUCCAAACAAAAAGCCAUCUGGUCCCGCUGCUCCCGCCCUAAAAUCUCCUCGAACCGCUCGAUUUGCAGAAGUUACAACCUUCCACUCUCCUAUUGACCCACCUGGAAAAUCUUCCUUCGCGGAUCCACCGUCCAUGUCCCAAACAAACCAACAAACCCAGGUCUCCGACCUAGGGUUUGGUUAUAUGGCAGACAAUCAACCUGAUCACGCCACAGAACAACCCCAGACGGCAGCAGGUCGAAAUCCACCAAACUCCCCCUUAAAGAGCGCCCUCAAGUCUCCUGGUGCCCCUGCACGUUCGGUCUUGCUCAGUCCUACUUUUCGUGAAGAACAGAUCCUUGAGCAUCAUGAGAGGGACACGGAGAAAGCAAAUGCUAAAGAUCUUAAAAUUAAAACACGCGUACGCCUAGCUAAGGUCUUGCUGCGUGGUGUCAGCUUUAGCUGCAGUCUGAUCGUUCUUGCUUUAGUCGCCUCUACUUUCGCAAUAUUUAAUGCCACCCGGGGCCUGGCACAAAAAAAUUCCUUCACUCCUUGGGCACCAAACACUCCUGUAUGGCCUCAAAUCCUCUUGCUUUGUAUUGCGUCCGUGUCUCUCUUGCUUAGCGUUGGUGUUAUCUACGGAUACUGCCGUGGUGGCCACAAACGGGCAGAAAAAGUAGCCGUUUACUACACUGUAUUUGCUGUGAUGCUUUUCAUCGUGACGCUGGUUAUGUGGGUUGUCGGUGCAGCUGUAUUACAAAACAGCAGAAACUCUUCGUCAAACAAAGACAUAUGGGGUUGGGCUUGCAACCCAGGAACCCGCAGGGACAUCUACCAAGACCAAGUUGACUAUGAGCUUAUCUGUCGUAUGCAGGAUUGGUCCCUUGUAUGCUGUGUCAUUGAGGUUGUCAUUGAAGUGCUUGUCAUCGGUAUCUACGCUGUGAUCUUCUACCGCUUCUACUCCAAGCGCAAGCUACGCAAAUCUAUGGACAUGCGUGACAAAGCACGCUCCGAUCUUUACCUCGCCCAUUUGCGAAGCCAGUCUGCCCCAAAUACCCCGGGGUUUUCAAAGUAUCAUCCAGGGUCGCCACCGAUGAGCCCUGCCCCAAAGAAGGGAGAUUACUAUGCGUCCGCCGAGGAGGGCUACUCUACGCAAUAUGCCACCCCCCAAACCCCGGAAUCCACGUACGUGGGUACGACCCGACCUUUCCAACUCCGCCCACCUCCAAUCCGCGUCCAAGAUGCCACGCCCAAAAUUUCGCAAGAUGGCUUCAACAUUCCCAUGUCCCCCGCCACCAUCGAGCGCAGGAACGAACACGUCGAUGCCGCACCCGGCGAACAGAAAUACGAAAGUGUACCCAUUCCCGGUUCUUACGCCAUGCCUCUCACGAGCCCUUCAUUCGCCCCUGAGACACGAGGCAGUGACGUGAUCCCCGGGAUGGCAGUGACAGCAGCAGAACGCAUCGUGCCGUCUCGCAACUCUUAA
This is a messenger RNA of Histoplasma mississippiense, 1482 nucleotides long. RefSeq lists its product as hypothetical. The coding region runs from base 1 to 1482 and encodes 493 amino acids. Lineage: Eukaryota; Fungi; Ascomycota; Eurotiomycetes; Onygenales; Ajellomycetaceae. The transcript has 3 exons. The record is from RefSeq and is a predicted model, not a curated record.